GGGGGGGAAGAAAUAAUUUGGAGCAGCCAUCUUUGUUUUAUGCAGAAAUCUUUCUCUUUCAGUUCCCCCCAGCGCCGGGAAUAUACAAAUAUUGUUCAUCUCUGCCCCGAUCUGAGAUCUUCUGAGCGAUUAAAGAGGCCAAAAAAAAAAAGCAAAAAAAAAAAAAAGCAAAAAAAAAAAAAAAAAAAGAGGGCGAGCCAAAAAAUCUGAAUUAUUCGCUAUCGCCAGCUACCUAUAGCCAGAGCAGCAACAACAACAACAAAAAAAAAAAAGGGGGGGGGAAACCUAGGCUGCUUUUUUUUUUUUUUUGCCUGAUUUUUGUUGAGGCUUUUUUUUUUUUUUAAUCUUUCUUUUUUUUUUUAACCUCAAGGAAGAGCACCACCAUGGCUUCCCCUCUGAGGGAGGACGAGGAAGAGGAGGAGGAGAUGGUGGUGUCUGAGGUGGAGGGGGACGAAGAAGACGAGGAGGAAGAGGAGGAGGAAGACGGAGCAGGGGACAACAGCCCCGGCGACAUAUUCCUGUCAGCCGUGCAGGCGGCGGCGCUGCCGCUGGCGCCCGCGCCCGCAGCAUCAGCUCCCGCCGCGGCCGCUGAGGCGACUGAGGCGCCUCCAGGCGGCGAUGACGGGGUGCUGCGGGGCCUCGAGGGCGCCCUGGGCGUCAAGAAGAAGAAGAGGGGCCCGCGGAAGCCCAAGGAGAGCAAGGCGGGGAAGCCCCGGAAGCGGAAAAAGCUAGCGAGCGAGGAUGAGUUCGAGUCGGAGCGCGAGGAGUACCGGGAGAAGUCGGAGAGCGGCGGCAGCGACUACGGCGGCGUGGCCAAGAAGAAGCGGCGGAAGCACCGCGAGAAGAAGGAGAAGAAGACGAAGCGCCGGAAAAAGAUGGACGAGGAGGGAGGCCAGAAAGUGAAGCCGGUGGAGCAGAAGUCAUCGGCGCAGCUGCUGGGCGCCUGGGGGCUGGAGGACGUCGACCACGUCUUCACGGAGGAGGACUACCACACCCUCACCAACUACAAGGCCUUCAGCCAGUUCAUGAGGCCCCUCAUCGCCAAGAAGAACCCCAAGAUCCCCAUGUCGAAGAUGAUGACCAUCCUGGGCGCCAAGUGGCGGGAGUUCAGCGCCAACAACCCCUUCAAGGGCUCCGCCGCCGCCGUGGCCGCCGCCGCCGCCGCCGCCGCCGCCGCCGUGGCCGAGCAGGUGUCGGCCGCCGUCUCGGCCGUGGCCGCCGAGCCCCAGCCCGCCCCGCUGCGCAAGGCCAAGACCAAGGAGGGCAAAGGGCCCGGCCACAAGAAGCGCAGCAAGAGCCCCCGGGUGCCGGAGCUGAAGAGGAAGAUGAAGGGCAAGAAGAUGGCGCCGCUGAAGAUCAAGCUGGGCGUCCUCGGCGGCAAGCGCAAGAAGAGCAGCUCGAGCGACGAGGCGGGCGAGGCGGAGGAGGAGUCGGACGCGGAGAGCUCCAGCGUGCACAGCGCCUCGGUGCGCUCCGACGCCUCCGGCCGCCCCAAGAAGCUCAAGCGGGGCCGCCCCGGGCGCAAGAAGAAGAAGGCCCCCUGCACCAUCCUGAACCGGGAGCGGGGCCCCGUGGUGCCCGGGGCCGCGCCGCCGCACGGCGCCGGCGCCGAGGAGGAGGUGGACGGCUACGAGACGGACCACCAGGACUACUGCGAGGUGUGCCAGCAAGGCGGCGAGAUCAUCCUCUGCGACACCUGCCCCCGCGCCUACCACCUCGUCUGCCUCGACCCCGAGCUCGACCGGGCGCCCGAGGGCCGCUGGAGCUGCCCCCACUGCGAGAAGGAGGGGGUGCAGUGGGAGGCCAAGGAGGAGGAGGAGGAGUACGAGGAAGAGCUGGAGGAGGAGGGCGAGAAGGAGGAGGAGGACGACCACAUGGAGUACUGCCGGGUGUGCAAGGACGGCGGCGAGCUGCUGUGCUGCGACGCCUGUAUCUCCUCCUACCACAUCCACUGCCUCAACCCGCCCCUGCCCGAGGUCCCCAACGGCGAGUGGCUCUGUCCCCGCUGCACGUGUCCCGUGCUCAAGGGCCGCGUCCAGAAGAUCCUGUACUGGCGCUGGGGGGAGCCGCCGCCGCCCGUGGCCGCCGCCGCCCCCGAGGCCCCCCCCGAGGAGCACCCAAAGGUGCUGCAGGGCCGCUCCGAGCGCGAGUUCUUCGUCAAGUGGGUCGGCCUCUCCUACUGGCACUGCUCCUGGAUCAAGGAGCUGCAGCUGGAGAUCUUCCACCUGGUGAUGUACCGCAACUACCAGCGCAAGAACGACAUGGACGAGCCGCCGCCGCUCGACUACGGCUCGGGUGACGACGACGGCAAGAGUGACAAGCGCAAGAGCCAGGACCCGCUCUACGGCGGCAUGGAGGAGCGCUUCUACCGCUACGGCAUCAAGCCCGAGUGGAUGACGGUGCACCGCAUCAUCAACCACAGCGUGGACCGCAAGGGGCAGUAUCACUACCUGGUGAAGUGGCGGGACCUGCCCUACGACCAGGCCACGUGGGAGGAGGACGAGAUGCCCAUCCCCGACUACGACCUCCACAAGCACGCCUACUGGAAGCACCGCGAGGUCUUCAUGGGCGAGGACCCGGCGCAGCCCCGGCGCUACAAGAAGAAGAAGAAGGAGACGCCGGGGGAGGGACCCCCCGACUCGCCCACCAAUGACGACGCACGUGCGCGCGCGGGCCGGGGCGCCCCUGCCGGACGCCUGGGCCCUGACGGCGCGUGCCCGCAGCCGACGGUGAAGUACGAGGCGCAGCCGCGGUUCAUCACGGCCACGGGCGGCACCCUGCACAUGUACCAGCUCGAGGGCCUCAACUGGCUGCGCUUCUCCUGGGCCCAGAGCACCGACACCAUCCUGGCCGACGAGAUGGGGCUCGGCAAGACCAUCCAGACCAUCGUCUUCCUCUACUCCCUCUACAAGGAGGGCCACACCAAGGGCCCGUUCCUCGUCAGCGCCCCGCUCUCCACCAUCAUUAACUGGGAGCGCGAGUUCCAGAUGUGGGCGCCCGCCUUCUACGUCGUCACCUACACGGGGGACAAGGACAGCCGCUCCAUCAUCCGCGAGAACGAGUUCUCCUUCGAGGACAACGCCAUGAAGGGCGGCAAGAAGGCCUUCAAGAUGAAGCGGGAAGCGCAGGUGAAGUUCCACGUGCUGCUGACGUCCUACGAGCUCAUCACCAUCGACCAGGCGGCGCUGGGCUCCAUCCGCUGGGCCUGUCUGGUGGUGGACGAGGCCCACCGCCUCAAGAACAACCAGUCCAAGUUCUUUCGGGUGCUCAACGGCUACAAGAUCGAGCACAAGCUGCUGCUGACGGGGACGCCGCUGCAGAACAACCUGGAGGAGCUCUUCCACCUCCUCAACUUCCUCACGCCCGAGCGCUUCAACAACCUGGAGGGCUUCCUGGAGGAGUUUGCGGACAUCUCCAAGGAGGACCAGAUCAAGAAGCUGCACGACCUGCUGGGCCCCCACAUGCUGCGGCGCCUCAAGGCCGACGUCUUCAAGAACAUGCCGGCCAAGACGGAGCUCAUCGUGCGCGUCGAGCUCAGCCCCAUGCAGAAGAAGUACUACAAGUACAUCCUGACGCGCAACUUCGAGGCGCUGAACUCGCGGGGCGGCGGCAACCAGGUGUCGCUGCUCAACAUCAUGAUGGACCUGAAGAAGUGCUGCAACCACCCCUACCUCUUCCCCGUGGCCGCCAUGGAGUCCCCGAAGCUGCCGAGCGGCGCCUACGAGGGGGGGGCGCUGAUCAAGGCCUCGGGGAAGCUGCUGCUGCUGCAGAAGAUGCUGCGCAAGCUCAAGGAGCAGGGCCACCGGGUGCUCAUCUUCUCCCAGAUGACGAAGAUGCUGGACCUGCUGGAGGACUUCCUCGACUACGAGGGCUACAAGUACGAGCGCAUCGACGGCGGCAUCACCGGCGCCCUGCGCCAGGAGGCCAUCGACCGCUUCAACGCGCCCGGGGCGCAGCAGUUCUGCUUCCUGCUGUCGACGCGGGCCGGGGGCCUCGGCAUCAACCUGGCCACCGCCGACACCGUCGUCAUCUUCGACUCCGACUGGAACCCCCACAACGACAUCCAGGCCUUCAGCCGGGCGCACCGCAUCGGCCAGGCCAACAAGGUGAUGAUCUACCGCUUCGUGACGCGGGCCUCGGUGGAGGAGCGCAUCACCCAGGUGGCCAAGCGCAAGAUGAUGCUGACGCACCUGGUGGUGCGCCCGGGGCUGGGCUCCAAGGCCGGCAGCAUGUCCAAGCAGGAGCUCGACGACAUCCUCAAGUUCGGCACCGAGGAGCUCUUCAAGGACGAGAACGAGGGGGAGAACAAGGAGGAGGACAGCAGCGUGAUCCACUACGACAACGAGGCCAUCGCCCGGCUCCUCGACCGCAACCAGGACGCCACCGACGACGCCGACGUGCAGAACAUGAACGAGUACCUCAGCUCCUUCAAGGUGGCCCAGUACGUGGUGCGCGAGGAGGACAAGAUCGAGGAGAUUGAGCGGGAGAUCAUCAAGCAGGAGGAGAACGUCGACCCUGACUACUGGGAGAAGCUGCUGCGGCACCACUACGAGCAGCAGCAGGAGGACCUGGCCCGCAACCUGGGCAAGGGCAAGCGGGUGCGCAAGCAGGUCAACUACAACGACGCCGCCCAGGAGGACCAAGACAACCAAUCCGAGUACUCGGUGGGCUCCGAGGAGGAGGACGAGGACUUCGACGAGCGGCCGGAGGGCCGGCGCCAGUCCAAGCGGCAGCUGCGCAACGAGAAGGACAAACCGCUGCCCCCGCUGCUGGCCCGCGUCGGCGGCAACAUCGAGGUGCUGGGGUUCAACACGCGGCAGCGCAAGGCCUUCCUCAACGCGGUGAUGCGCUGGGGGAUGCCGCCCCAGGACGCCUUCACCUCGCAGUGGCUGGUGCGCGACCUGCGCGGCAAGACCGAGAAGGAGUUCAAGGCCUACGUGUCGCUGUUCAUGCGGCACCUGUGCGAGCCGGGGGCCGACGGCUCGGAGACCUUCGCCGACGGGGUCCCGCGCGAGGGGCUCUCGCGCCAGCAGGUCCUCACCCGCAUCGGCGUCAUGUCCCUCGUCAAGAAGAAGGUGCAGGAGUUCGAGCACAUCAACGGGCGCUGGAGCCUGCCCGAGGGGCCGGCGGAGGCCAGCGCCGACUCCAAGCGCUCGUCGCGCGCCUCCUCGCCCACCAUCAAGACCUCCACCACCACCCCCGAGGCCAGCGGCACCACCACCCCCUGCACCUCCAAGCCAGCCACGCCGGCCCCCAGCGAGCGGGGCGAGGGGACGGGGCCCCCCCCGGACAGGGACGACGGUGACACCAAGGACGACAAGGAGCCCAAGGGCCCCGACAAGAUGGACACCGAGGCGCCGGGGCCCGAGGCGCCGGGGUCCCCCGGGGACGGCAGCGAGGCCGAAGGGCCGCGCCGGGGCGAGGAGGAGGAGGCCGCUGGCGAGCGGGAGCCCGAGGCCGAGGCCCCCCCGGGCCGCGAGGAGCGCGAGCGAGCAGGCGCCGAGGCCGAGAAGCCGCCCGGGGGGGAGAAGGGGGACGAGAAGCCCCCAGAGCCGGAGGAGCCCAAGGAGCGAAUGGGUGGCGACGGCCCGGACGUGAAACGAGAGGAGCCGAAGGCCGAGAAGGAGCCCAAGGGUGGCAGCCUCAAAGAGGAGCCGCGAGCCGCCAACGGGCGCCGGGAGGACCGAGCCGAGAAGCCGCGGUUCAUGUUCAACAUCGCCGACGGCGGCUUCACGGAGCUGCACACGCUGUGGCAGAACGAGGAGCGGGCGGCCGUCUCCUCGGGGAAGCUCACCGAGAUCUGGCACCGGCGCCACGACUACUGGCUCCUCGCCGGCAUCGUCCUGCACGGCUACGCCCGCUGGCAGGACAUCCAGAACGACGGGCAGUUCGGCGUCAUCAACGAGCCCUUCAAGACGGAGGCCAACAAGGGCAACUUCCUCGAGAUGAAGAACAAGUUCCUGGCGCGGCGCUUCAAGCUGCUGGAGCAGGCGCUGGUGAUCGAGGAGCAGCUGCGGCGUGCCGCCUACCUGAACAUGACGCAGGACCCCAGCCACCCGGCCAUGGCCCUCAACAGCCGCUUCGCCGAGGUCGAGUGCCUGGCCGAGAGCCACCAGCACCUCUCCAAGGAGUCGCUGGCGGGCAACAAGCCGGCCAACGCGGUGCUGCACAAGGUGCUGAACCAGCUGGAGGAGCUGCUGAGCGACAUGAAGGCGGACGUGACGCGGCUGCCGGCCACCCUCUCGCGCAUCCCCCCCAUCGCCGCCCGCCUCCAGAUGUCCGAGCGCAGCAUCCUCAGCCGCCUGGCCAGCAAGGGCACCGAGAGCCACCCCCCGCCGAGCUUCCCGCCGGGGCCCUACGCCACCCCCCCGAGCUACGGGGGCACCUUCGGGGCCCCCCCGGCCGGGGCGCUGCCCCCCGCGGGGGCCAACUACAGCCAGAUGCCGCCCGGCUCCUUCAUCACCGCCGCCGCCAACGGGCCGCCGGUGCUGGUGAAGCGGGAGCGCGAGGCCGACGGGGCCGAGAGGAAGGAGCCGCGGGGGGGGGAGGUGAUCUGCAUCGACGACUGAGGGGGGCCCGGCCCCCCCCGGGACCCCCCCCAGCCCCCCAGGCGCCCGCAGGGGGGGGCCGGGCCGCCCCCGCCCCCAAAACUGCUCCGAUGGCCCCCAAAAUCCGCCCGGGGGGGGGGGAGAGACGGAGGGGGCGGCCGGGCUGCCCCCCCACCCCCAAAAUGGCCUCAAUCGCCCCCAAAAUCCGCCCAUGGGGGGGGGGAACGGGGGGGUGGGGGGGCCGGGCCGCCCCUUGCAACCAAAAUGGCCCCAAUCGCCCCCAAAAUCCGCCCAUGGGGGGGCUGGGCCACCCCUCGCCCCCAAAACGGCCUUGUUUACCCCCAAAAAUCCAAACACACAUUUUGGGGGGGGGGGGGCGGGCUGCUCCCUCCCCCCCAGUCCCCAAAAUGGCUGUUUGUGCCCAAAAUCCGCCCAUGGGGGGGGGGGGGAGGGGGCCAGGCCCCCCCUCACCCCCAAAAUGGCCCCGUUUGGCCCCAAAACGCUGCCGGUGGGGGGGAGGCCGGGCCACCCCCCACCCCCAAAAUGCCCCUUUUUGCCCCAAAAUGUGCCAGUUGGGGGGGGGAGGGCCAGGCCGCCCCCACCCCCAAAAUGCCCUUUUUUGCCCCCAAAAUCCGCCCUGGGGGGGGGGGGGGGGAACGGGGCGGCCCUUCACUCCCAAACCGUCCUGUUUUGCCCCCAAAAUGGAGCAGCAGCCCCGGGGGGGGGGGGGGGGCACAGGGCCAGGCCGCCCCCAAAACCACCGUUUUUCAACCCAAAAAUCCACUGGGGGGAAGAGUCCAGCCCUCACCCCCCCCCCCGCUGGCCCCAAAAUGCCUCGUUUUCCCCCCAAAAAAGUGGCGGGCGGGGCGGGGGAGGGGCGGCCCGGGCGGGGGGGGGAGGGGCGGCGAGGACCACUGCACCUAUAAAUAUGAAUAUAUAUAUAUAUCCCCGGGGCGGGGGAGGGGGGGGGCCCCGGCGUCCGGGGGGGGCCCAGGCGUCCGGGCGCCCCCCCUCCCUCCCCCCCCCAGCGGCGCCGGCGCUUCGCGAAACCGCAGCAGAAUAAACCCGGUUCCUGGCGCCCCCC
Molecule: messenger RNA, 7632 nt
Organism: Dromaius novaehollandiae (emu)
Lineage: Eukaryota; Metazoa; Chordata; Aves; Casuariiformes; Dromaiidae
Gene: CHD3
Product: chromodomain helicase DNA binding protein 3
Exons: 42
Coding region: 384-6569 (2061 amino acids)
Biological process (GO): chromatin remodeling; negative regulation of transcription by RNA polymerase II
Cellular component (GO): nucleus; chromatin
Molecular function (GO): ATP-dependent chromatin remodeler activity; histone binding; ATP hydrolysis activity
Source: RefSeq, a predicted model, not a curated record